This is a messenger RNA of Phragmites australis (common reed), 1113 nucleotides long. RefSeq lists its product as uncharacterized. The record is from RefSeq and is a predicted model, not a curated record. The transcript has 2 exons. Gene Ontology annotation, cellular component: chloroplast. Lineage: Eukaryota; Viridiplantae; Streptophyta; Magnoliopsida; Poales; Poaceae. Bases 81 to 494 code for a protein of 137 amino acids.
UGAUGCGCUCCAUCGGAGCCCAUUUGUGGUUGCUUGCCGUUCGGUAGUUGGGGCAGCACUCUGGAGUCAGUCUUGCCUCGAUGGCGGGUGCCUGCGCGGUCGCCGUGGCCACUCCAGCCGCGCCACCCCGAGCCGCCGAGCCCAAGUCCACCCUGGCGCCGCACCGCAGCAGCUUCUUCCGCGUGAGCUGCCGGCAUAGCCCCCGCCCGGCCGGAGCCUCAGCUGCGAGGAACAGCGGCCGCGCACGUCUCUCCCGGCGCGACCCGGCUGAGGCCGAAACGGACGCGGGCGUCGGGCGAAUCCUGAAGGAUGACUCCAGCUACCUGUGGACAUUGGUCCUCGGAUCCGUUGGUGGCGCCGCGGCUAUAAAGUACGGAAGCAUUCUGCUCCCUGACAUCACAAGGCCAAACAUCGUGCAAGCUCUGCUAAUGGUGUCCCUGCCUGUAGUAGCUGCAGUCUUGCUUUUGCUCAGAGCGAGCUCGAGAGAGGACUGAUACUAGGACUCCUUGUCGAAGUUUCCUUGAGGUUACUGAAACUUCUUAGACCAACUCCAGCAAAGGUAGUAUCCAGUGCUACAGUACUCCGUAAAGUACUGUAGCACUGGAAAAUGCACCCAGCAGAUACCGCAUCCAGUGCUACAGUGUCAAACAGCGACGCUACAGUGUUGCGGAGAGAGAGCCGGGGUCUGUAUUUUGCGGACUACUGUAGCAGCGCGUAUCACUGUAGCUACUGUAGCAGUACUGUACCAACGCUGCUCCCAGUGACUGCCAGCGGGCCCGGACGAAGGAAAACGCGUCGGGUACUGUAGCAAGUACUGUAGCGGUACUGUAUCAACACUGUUCACAGAGGCUGACAGACGGGUCCAGAAAGAGAAAAAGAGGAGUAGAAGAUAAGAAAUGGGGUAGCUGCUGGAGAUGAAAAAAUAAGGAACGCUGUAAUAGUGAUAGAGGAUGCUGUAAUAGUAUUUUUGAGGAUGAAAAUUUGAGGUAGCUGCUGGAGAUGGUCUUAGAGUUUACUUCAAUGGUAUCUUGUUGUAAAAUGACAAUUUGAAACUAUAGUUGACUAAUAUUUCGAAGCUGUUACUGUAGUGGUCAUGGCCACAGUCGGUAAACA